UGUAGCCAUUUGUAUGGGUGGUUUUAUCAAUCAAGUGUGUGGGACCCCUCGUUUGAGUCAAACCGUUCAGUGCGUGACUGCGCCUACGGUAAAUACAGCGAUAUAAUUCUUAAGCAACAGACAUACGCAAUUGAAAGAGAUGAUCGAUUACAUGUUUAUAGAGGAUAACUCUCGCAUAAAAUAAAAAUUACUUCCCCCUCCGUUAUAUUUCCAGCGUCAUAUCCCUCGCCGCUGGAGGAAUGUCGAGACCGAAUGAUUUAAAAAUAGCAUCAUCUCUCCUCUGACAGCCUUCUCUAGUGACUCCCUUAGCAUUGUGGUGCGAGAAGCAGGAAUGCGAAGAUGGCUGCAGAUUUAGGAGAGCUGCUUGUCCCUUAUAUGCCCACCAUCAGAGUUCCCAGAACAGGAGACAGGGUUUUCAAGAGCGAAUGUGCCUUUUCCUACGAUUCUCCCGAGUCUGAGGGAGGAUUGUAUGUGUGUAUGAACACAUUCCUGGGCUUUGGCAGAGAACAUGUGGAAAGACAUUACCGUAAAACCGGACAGAGUGUUUACAUGCUCCUAAAACGGCAUGUCAAAGAGAAAGCCACAGGUUCCGCAGGAGGCGCCAUCUCCAGAAGAAGAAAUGGCAGAGUGUUCCUGGAUUUAGAACUAAACCGUGAUUUUAACGGGGAUGAGUAUGAGUGUGAAGACGAGGCCAAGCUCGUCAUAUUCCCAGACCACUUCGAGAUCCCCUUACCAAAUAUUGAGGAGUUGCCUGCACUGGUGACAAUAGCCUGUGAUGCCGUGCUCAACGCUGCGUCAGCCUACAAAAAGCAGGAGUCUGACUCCUGGGACGAGGAGAUCCAGGUGUCCAAACAUGCCAGGAGUCUCCGACAGCAGGACAACGGAGUGAGAAUUCCACCCAGUGGUUGGAAAUGUCAGAAGUGUGAGAUGAGAGAGAACCUGUGGCUGAACCUGACGGACGGAGCGGUGCUUUGUGGGAAGUGGUUCUUCGACGGUGCUGGAGGAAACGGCCAUGCCCUGGACCACUACAAAGACACCAACUUCCCCCUGGCAGUCAAACUGGACAACAUCACCGCAGAUGGAGCAGAUAUAUAUUCAUUUGAUGAAGAAGAAGCAGUCCUGGACCCUCACAUAUCCGAACACUUGCAACACUUUGGAAUAGACAUGCUACAGAUGCAGCAGAAUGGAACAGAAAAUGGCCACCUCAACACAGACAACACAGAGAGCGUUCGGCCUCGGGUCAGCGAGUGGGAGGUGAUCCAGGAGUCAGGCAUGAAGCUGAAGGCGGUGUAUGGCUCAGGUUUCACAGGCAUUAAGAACUUGGGUAACAGCUGCUACCUGGGCACCACCAUGCAGGUCCUUUUCAGCAUCCCAGAGUUCCAGAGGGCGUAUGUUGGAAAUCUACAGAGGAUCUAUGACUACUCACCUCUUGACCCCACCACGGAUUUCAGCACACAAAUGGCUAAACUGGGCCACGGACUUCUCUCAGGCCUGUACUCCAAACCACCAAUGAAAUCCGAGCUCAUUGAACAGGUGAUGAGAGAAGAAUACAAGCACCAGUCGAAGGGCAUCUCUCCCAAGAUGUUCAAAGCCAUGGUCAGCAAGGGCCACCCUGAGUUCUCCUCCAACAGACAGCAAGACGCACACGAGUUCUUCCUGCACCUCAUCAACCUGGUCGAGAGAAACAGUGCUGGCUCAGAGAACCCCAGCGAUGUCUUCCGCUACCUGGUGGAGGAGCGUGUGCAGUGCUGCCAGACGCAGAAGGUGUGCUACAACCAGAAGGUGGACUACCUGAUGCAGCUCCCGGCCCCCAUGGAGGCUGCCUCCAACAGAGAGGAGCUGAUAGCGUAUGAGGCCAAGCGAAGAGAGGCAGAGGAGAACAUGAGAGCCCCUCCAGAGCCUUUGAGGGCCCGGAUCCCCUUCACAGCGUGCCUGCAGGCCUUCACAGAGCCAGAGAACGUCCCCGACUUCUGGAGCUCAGCACUGCAGGCCAAGUCAGCUGGAGUCAAGACUUCUCGUUUCGCCUCCUUCCCAGAGUACCUGGUAGUGCAGAUUAAGAAAUUCACAUUUGGGGUUGACUGGGUUCCAAAGAAAUUAGAUCUGUCCAUAGACGUACCAGACUUCCUGGAUCUGUCUCGACUCCGGGGCACAGGGCUGCAGGCAGGAGAGGAAGAGCUCCCUGACCUCACCCCCCCCAUCGUCCUGCCUGAAGACACCAGAGAUGACUCAAUGAACUCCUCAGAUUCCCCAGAUAUAGAUGAGUCGGCGGCUAUGCAGCUGGCGGAGAUGGGCUUCCCUCUAGAGGCCUGUCGGAAGGCCGUUUACUACACAGGGAACAUGGGCCCUGAAAUGGCCUUCAACUGGAUCAUAGCCCACAUGGAGGAGCCUGACUUUGCUGAGCCCCUGGCCCUGCCUUCCUUCAUGGAGCCAGGCCCCUCCAUGGCCAGCCUGGGCCUGGCUGCCACCCCCCUGGACAACCAGCCUCCGGAGGAGAGCAUCGCCAUCCUCACGUCCAUGGGCUUCCCCCGCCGCCACACCGUCCAAGCCCUCAAAGCCACGAACAACAACUUGGAGAGGGCUCUGGACUGGAUCUUCACCCAUCCGGAGAGGGAGGAGGAGGAGGAGGCUACCGACGACCUUUUGGACAUGUCUGACAUCAUGGAGCCCAACGACAACACCUUCUCCAACGCAAACACGAACAGCCACUCCACGCUGUCCCCAGACCAGGAUGCCUCGGGCCCCCGGAUCAAAGACGGACCCGGACGUUAUGAGCUUUUUGCUUUCAUCAGCCACAUGGGAGCGUCCACGAUGUCUGGUCGUUAUGUAUGUCAUAUCAAAAAGGAAGGAAGAUGGGUGAUCUUCAAUGACCAUAAAGUGUGUUUGUCAGAAAGGCCUCCAAAAGACUUGGGCUACAUCUACUUUUACCGUCGGCUGUCUAGCUGCUAGACCUAGCCCCCCCUCCUUGACCGUCAGCUGUCUAGCUGCUAGACCUAGCCCCCCCUCCUUGACCGUCAGCUGUCUAGCUGCUAGACCUAGCCCCCCCUCCUUGACCGUCAGCUGUCUAGCUGCUAGACCUAGCCCCCCCUCCUUGACCGUCAGCUGUCUAGCUGCUAGACCUAGCCCCCCCUCCUUGACCGUCAGCUGUCUAGCUGCUAGACCUAGCCCCCCUCCUUGACCGUCAGCUGUCUAGCUGCUAGACCUAGCCCCCCCUCCUUGACCGUCAGCUGUCUAGCUGCUAGACCUAGCCCCCCCCUCCUUGACCGUCAGCUGUCUAGCUGCUAGACCUAGCCCCCCCUCCUUGACCGUCAGCUGUCUAGCUGCUAGACCUAGCCCCCCCUCCUUGACCGACAGCUGUCUAGCUGCUAGACCUAGCCCCCCUCCUUGACCGUCAGCUGUCUAGCUGCUAGACCUAGCCCCCCCUCCUUGACCGUCAGCUGUCUAGCUGCUAGACCUAGCCCCCCCUCCUUGACCGUCAGCUGUCUAGCUGCUAGACCUAGCCCCCCCUCCUUGACCGUCAGCUGUCUAGCUGCUAGACCUAGCCCCCCCCUUGGCCGUCAGCUGUCUAGCUGUUAGGACCCCCUCCACUCCACCCUCCAACCUUAGAGAACUACAGGCUGGAAAACAGAGGACAACCAUGACAUCAGUGGAAACCAUGGAAACACCUCAGACCAGCCAUGAAACGAGAGGACCCACUCAACUCAUCCAAGUCACUCAAGAGCAACAGGAAAAUGCUUCCAUACUCAAGUGUGGUCAAAAAAAAGGGAAAGCAAUGUUUUUUUUUUUUGUAUGUCACUGUGAAAAUCAUGUGCUUUUGUGUAUUGAAACGUGUUAUUUUGUCUACGUUGUCGGUACAGAGGGAUGUGUGCAAUGUUUGUUAUUGGAGUGCUCUACACUUAUAGUAUUAGCCUAUCAGAUCUUGCUAUUCAUUUUCUAUGCCUUCAGCUACUGUGGCAGUAUUUUUAUUAAUAAAGUUCUACGUUUUAUAAACGUGGAGCAUGGUCCUGAAGUGGUCACGCAUCACUGCCAGGAACUAAAGCUCUCUGAAGCGAAACUCAACAAAAAAAUCACAAUGCUGCUCAAUGAUGCUGGGAGCUUUGCAUGUACAGAUGUAGGAUCUUAAUUUGACCACAGCAGGAAAAUAAUCCUGUAGCAACAGGAAAUGUGAAUUGUGUGGAUUAUAAUUAAUGGACAUUUUUGUAGGGGUUGAUACGUUUUUAGUUAGGACAAAUCAUAUGAUGAAAAACGCAUCAUACUGUGUUUUGACAGUUCUAGAUCUUGAAAACUUGAUCGCGGAAAUACAAAACAUUUUGGGAAUGUAUCAAAUGUGGCUUAAUGAAACUAAUACUAAAACAGUUUUCUUAGUGAUAUUUUCCUUUAACGAUGCAGGAUAGAAACGUAAUGGCAUUGAAUGCAGAGAAAUGGGCAGCAUAAGCAAGUUUCAGAAUAAGGAAACACAUUUCAAAAAACGCUCUUGUCUGUGAUGAACACUUACACAUGGGAAUCCAUGAAUAUGUAAUAUCCUUAUUGGAGAGUCCGAUGUACGUAAUGAUGGUGUCAUAAUAGUCGCAUAUCUGUCUGGUUUUGACUUGCAGAUGACAUCCUGGUUUUUCUGGGCUUCGGAGGAGAAACGGUAACAAUUGGACGAAUCAAGUUGAGUCAAGUCCAUUUAAUUUCCCACGAGAACAGGAGAAUGUUGUUUUUAUUGAAAUCUGAAAGCACUUUUCGACAGAUUAUUUUAUAUCCUUGCUUUUCACAGAGAAAUAGAGCACUAGCAUAGCAGCUACCUUGGCUCAAAUAUCACAAACUGAUGUAUUCGCUUCUCUUGAAUGUGGUAAAAGCCAUGGGCUGAAUGUGUUUUAUUUUCAAAGUGUCCCUCAGACCAUGUUGCCAUUUACUCAUAUUGCAUUCGUUGUUCCUUCACAUAUAAUUCUACACAUAAGGGAAACAUGCCUUGGAUUGCCGUUUUCCUCAGAUCAGAUUGGCCAUGGUGACUAGCAAUGCAGCAUUUAAAAAAAAUAAUAAUAAUCCUUUAGAUAAAAGGCCCACCCCAGUUUUGGAUAAUAUCUACAAAUAUUUUGUAUACAGUAUUCUAAGGAGAUCCACUUUGGUUGCUCGCCUAAUUUGAUUUUUUUUAAAUUGUGGAAGGACAGACAACACACUAACUCAUGAGGUAAACUUUUGCCCGUUAUGGUAGUCCUUAAAUGUUACCGUGUUUCGUAUUCAUUUUCGAUACGCCACCAUCUUUUUAAAUGCAGAAUGGUAUGCAUCUGAACACAUCCAACUUGUGUUACGUUAUUAUUCUAGCAAUUUGCACUGGGAUGGAAUCUCUUCUCUUGAGAAUGCACCAUGUACAGUAGGUUGUGAUCUACCGUUUGUUUCAGAAUGCGUUCUCGUGCUUUUAAGACGUGUUGCAGUGCUGAAUGUAUUCCUUAUGGUGCUCACUGCAACCAAAACCUAUCUUCAGCGUUAAUGCUCAAAUCUAUCACAUAUCAAAGACCUUACUGACGCAUAGUCACCAACCCUUGUUGUAUGUAUUGAUACUGUAUUCACCAUUUGCUCAAAUGGAGCUCUCUGCUCAUGCACGGAGUCACUAGGAUGUCUUCUUCUCCUGAGCCUAUACAGCCACUCUAUGAAAGGCAGUCUGUCGACCGGCGUAGUUGUACAAACAAAGUGUUGCCUACAGUUCAUUGUAUGCUUGUUACAUAUCGACAAGGUAGUGGAGUGCAAUGUUACAUAUCAAAAACCCUCUCAUAUUUUUUUUUCUUUCUAAGAAUAAUUACCUGGGGCACUAGCCAAUUAAAGAAUACUUACCUGUGGCACUAUCCAAUCAAAUAAUUGUUACCUGGGGUACUAUUCAAUCAAAGAAUACUUACCUGGGGCACUAUUCAAUCAAAGAAUACUUACCUGGGGUACUAUUCAAUCAAAGCAGGUUUCUUGAAAAAGUCAACAUGCUUUUUCUUGCAUUUUAAUAAUGCACAAUUAGAUUAAAGCACUCCACAACACGAAGGGUUUCAAUGUGAUAUGAAAGAAACUAAAACUGCAUAUAAAGUCAAACAUACUUUCUUGCUGUGCAGGAUGAAUCAUGUUUUUGGACCCACACAGGUAACCCAGAAAAUGGUUUUGAGCCUUUGGUUGUGUUUGGGAGAAGAUCACAAUUCCCCCUCUCCCUCAAAUCAAGCCCUCAAGAUCUCCCAUCCUUGUCAGACACUCCUUGAUAAAUUGCUGUUGUGUCCUUUGCCUUUGCAGUGGGGAUUUGUAAUGGUCUCUAUGUAAGUCUUUGUGUUACUGCAAUCUCCCUUCCACACGUGAUUGUUUUUCUUAUAGAGAUAGAAUGUAUAGAGUGAAUCUCCUCUUUUCCAUUACUGGUCCUAGUGGCCCUUUGUCCAAUGUAACUAGGCCUACUUCACUUUUUAUUUGACUAGGCAAGUCAGUUAAGAACAAAUUCUUAUUUUCAAUGACAGCCUAGGAAGAGUGGGUUAACUGCCUUGUUCAGGGGCAGAAUGACAGAUUUUUACCUUGCCAGCUCGGGGAUUUGAUCUUGCAACCUUCUGGUUACUAGUCCAACACUCUAACCACUAGGCUACCUGCCUCCCCAUAGCAGUUUCAUUGUUUUUAUGUAGACGAUGUUGGAGGUGUAACUGCGUUGGCGCUGUCAAAUCAGCCAAUGGCCCCCGGGCGUUAUACCGAUCGUGGACAUUGCCAUUGGAUGCACCGUGUCGCAUUAGUAAUAAUCCCAUGUAGCCUUUUUACAAAUUUGAAUACUGGAAUGUGUGUUGUAAUCUACACCUCAAUUAGGCUGAUAGAAAUCCGUAUUAUUCCAUAAUAUGAUUUAAAAUUUGAGUCAUUAUUACUAUAUAGCCUACGCUUCUCAUUAUGAACUUUAACGCCAAUGGGACUGGUGUGGCUUCUUGACAAUGACCACAUGAACCACUGCUCACCGGUUUGCCAGUUCUGAUACAGUUACACCUCCGACUAGGCCAAAACACCAACUAUGCAGUGUUGAUCUGAUUUAAAUCUAGGCCCUCGUCUUCUGCCUUUUUUCUCAGUCCUCCAUCAUCUCUGUCUCUCCCUCUCCACCACUCGCUCUAUCUCCCGAGGUUGUGAAUGGUAACGAGGUUGUGAAUGGUAAUGAGGUUGUGAAUGGUAACUUAACGGUUCACCUUUUGUGUCACAAAACGCCUUUGUACUGUCCGCAUGUGCACUAAAAGUUGACAAUUGGUCAUUUGGAUUGUACAAUGGUACUUGUGUGUUUUCUAAUGUAAUUUAACUAAAUGGUCAAUGGUACUUCACCUGUUUUUACUCCUUUUUUUUUUUUUUGCCAAUUCUGUAGUUUUCAUUACAUACAGUUUCCCUGAAGGGAUUAUCUAACGUAGACUUUUGUAAUGUAUGUAUUUAUCCAAAUAUUGUUUGGGAUAUCAGUAUUGUAAUGGAAUAUGUGAAUACAUGGUUAUCACAACAAUAUAUCUGCUGGUACUGUCAAAUAAACUGCACAUUUCUUGACAUUUUG
Molecule: messenger RNA, 7507 nt
Organism: Salvelinus fontinalis (brook trout)
Lineage: Eukaryota; Metazoa; Chordata; Actinopteri; Salmoniformes; Salmonidae
Product: ubiquitin carboxyl-terminal hydrolase 13-like
Exons: 21
Coding region: 340-2946 (868 amino acids)
Biological process (GO): protein deubiquitination
Molecular function (GO): zinc ion binding; protein binding; cysteine-type deubiquitinase activity
Source: RefSeq, a predicted model, not a curated record